AUGUCUAUGGAGCCGCCGGGCUAUAUUUCUCUUACUUCGUCGUGGAGACCUUUUUUCGAGUCUGGGUAUGCUAGGAAGAGGCACUCAUCGGGAGGGUAUAAUGAAUCCUUUGUCCGAACCGUCUCGACACCCCCGGGCUGUCCUCCAAUACUUUUGAAGGGGUCUUUGGUUGAGCCUCGAGGAUUCCAAGAUCAUGAGGAAGAGCGGCUGCGGGCCUCUGACCCUCCACUGGGACAGACCAGUCGCAGGCAUAAGAUGCGUCGAACAUUAGGGUCUGUCCGGAGAGGUGCUCCUCAGCGACACUUCACUGAUCCGAUAGUGCGGUUGAACAAAGACGAAGCUUACGGCAGAAUCGUCCCUUCAACCGCAUUCUCCAAUCUGUCGCCCCUAUCCAAUGUUUCCGGCUUCGAAAUUGACCUACCCGCUGGUACUCCUUCCUUCACCUCCAGCCCUCCAGUCUACGCUGCAACUCAGCAUCGCUUCACCGUGCCCAAACGAUUAUCUAUUGCUCCUUCGGAUCCGGCAACCACAAGUUCAGACAAUGACACGCGGGUGUUCACCGAUGAUGAAUCUAUGGAUUUUCAUAGUGACACUGCAUAUGAUUCAUUGGCCACUCGAGCCACGGCAAGCAGCCAUUCGGGUUUCCGUCCGCCCAAAAUAGAGACCAUCUUUGACGAAGUGUCUUUGGAUCAGCACCGUGCCGAGGCUUCAGUCUUAGAAGAUUUGAUGCAACGGACUACGUUGGAGGAUUUUGGCAUCAAUCCCAGGGAAACACAGGAAUCGUCUACAGAUGUCGGUAUGGGCAUAAGCGGUAUUGAAGACCAUGUACGGACACGAGACGUUAGCCCGGAUCUGGCGUCGACGCCGGUCAAAAGACCCUUGUCCGAGGGGGAGGAUUUUGUUUCAACACCAGUGCCGAGAGGAAAGCGUCGUAAUGGCCCCAUCCUAGCAUCGUCUCCUCCUUCCCUGCAUCCCUACCCACACAGCCACCAUGAAGAACCAGAACUGCCUCCAAUGAUGGAUUUGGAUACCGAAGAAGACAUAGACUGGUCUCCAAAACCUGACACCGAUGAUGCAGUUUCCGCGGAGCUUGCUUCUGCUGUCCCGACCAUUCCGAUCUGCUCCAACCAGGCCAGCGAGGACGAUCUCGAGGAACAGCCUUCUGCCAAGAGAUCAUCAAUCUUCGAUUGGUCGGAACAUCACACGUUCGGGAGCGAUCAAUCGAAUGGAAUGAGUCCUCGACCGAAGACGGUUCACGGCAAACAAAACAAAAACGCCACUCGGAGUCGGCCUGCCGGACGGAAAAGCAACGCAGCGAUGCAUCUGCGCAGUCAAAGCGUACCAGUUAAUCGAGAUAGCUUGACAGAAAGCGAGUUAGCAUCGUCGGCAACCAAAUUUGGUACCUGGGCUCUUGGUAGCAAGCCGGUGAGUGAGGAAUGGAGUGAUGAUUUCGAGUUUGACGAUGCGGACGAAGUUCAAGGUGUGGUUGACAAUGCCCGCAUUGACACGGACAGAAAGCACGAGUCGGUCCAGAGUGUCAGGGUGCCGCAGUCUAUCAUGGACCGGCAGCAAAGUGUUCAUAUACAGUUCAGUCAAGUCAGGGAGUUUAUGCUCUUGGUCGAAGAGCUCAAACGAUUGCGGGCGAGAAGUCUAAGUCUUGGUUUGCUUGAAAGCCACUCCAGACAGCUAUGGGAAGACGCGGCAAGUAUCAUCGAUCUGGCAACGCUGAAUGAAGAUGAUGAUACUGGACUCCGGCCGUCCUCGCCGGUUUCGGCCGACAUUUUCGGCGAAGAAACACCGCCAUCUAAACGAGGGAGUGAGGAAGAUGCUACUAAGGGGGGUGAAGGAGCUCGAGCAGUUAAUCGACGUUCGAUCUCCAGUCCAGCCGCGCCUCCAUGCGGGAGACCACGCGGCGAGAGUCUGCAAACGAAGACAUUCCUGCAGACCAUACAGCAAAGCCGGAGUGGAAUAGAAUCUUCACCCGUGGAGCGAGUGACACCAGCCCGGGAGAAGGUGCCCUUUGACACUCAAGAUCUACGAAAUCUCGUGGUGCGAGCAGGCGUCAUCACGCGGGCAUUGAAAGAGGUUGUGCGGAAAGCAGAAGGUGUAUCCCUAAGCCCAGAAAAGCCUCCAAACACAUUCCAGGAGCCGGUUUUCCGGCAAAUAUUUGAUCCACCGGGUUCAUCCCCGAGCCCAGGAUUGAGAAAGCCUGGUCUGCCGAAGAGCAAAAGUGCCAACAGCUACCUUGAUGGGGCAGGCACAAGCAAUGAUCACGAUAUUCCACAACCGUUGAAAUUGACCAUGGCCGUGGAGGCAAACUGA
Molecule: messenger RNA, 2322 nt
Organism: Capronia epimyces CBS 606.96
Lineage: Eukaryota; Fungi; Ascomycota; Eurotiomycetes; Chaetothyriales; Herpotrichiellaceae
Exons: 1
Coding region: 1-2322 (773 amino acids)
Biological process (GO): regulation of mitotic cytokinesis
Molecular function (GO): GTPase activator activity
Source: RefSeq, a predicted model, not a curated record